AUGUCGCUUUCAAUACCUAAUGCGCCAAAUAGCGGGCUCUUCAAGCCAGGCUACCAGAACUACGACGCAGAGGAUGGCGCCGUCCUCCGCAACAUCGACGCCUGUCGCACCAUCGCCAGCACCGUUCAGACCUCCCUCGGCCCCUACGGCCGCAACAAACUCGUCAUCAACCACCUGCAGAAAAUGACCCUCACAAACGACGCAGCCACCAUCCUCCGCGAACUCGAAGUCGUACACCCGGCAGCCAAGCUGCUCGUGAUGGCGAGUCAGCAGCAAGAAGCUGAGAUGGGCGAUGCGACGAACCUUGUCAUAGUCUUCGCCGGCGAGCUGCUGCGGAAAGCGGAGGAGCUGUUGCGGAUGGGGCUGAAGACGAGCGAGAUUGUGCAGGGAUAUGAGCGGGCUGGACGAGCGGCGGCGAAGGCGCUGGAAGAGCUGGAAGUGGAGAGGGUCGAGAACCUGAGGGAUCAGGCGGAGUUGGCGAAGGCGAUCCGGACGGUGGUUGCGGCGAAGCAGAGCGGGAGUGAAGACGUCCUGGCGGAUAUGGUUGCAGAGGCUGUAUUGGCGGUGCUGCCGAAGAACCCCGCAAACUUCAACGUGGACAACAUUCGGGUGGUGAAGAUUAUGGGCGGCAGCUUGGAGCAGAGCAGGGUAGUGAAGGGAAUGGUGUUUGGACGGGAGCCGGAUGGGACGGUGAAGAAGGCUGUGAAGGCCAAGGUGGGAGUGUUCAGCUGUCCAAUCGAUAUCUCGCAGACAGAGACGAAGGGGACGGUGUUGCUCAAGAACAGCAAGGAACUGUAUGAGUUCAGCAAAGGGGAGGAGUCGCAGAUGGAGCAGACGAUCAAGGAGUUGUACGACUCUGGAUUGCGGGUGAUUGUUGCUGGAGCUACCGUUGGCGAACUCGCGAGGCACUACCUCGACCGCGCCGGCAUCCUCGUCAUCAAGGUACUUUCGAAGUUCGAGCUGCGGCGAUUGUGCCGAGUUGUGGGCGCUACACCCCUCGCCCGGCUUGGUGCGCCCAUGCCAGACGAGAUGGGCAGCGUCGACGUUGUGGAGACACUCGAAAUUGGCGGCGACCGAGUUACAGUCUUCCGCCAGGAGAACGAGCAAACACGCACUGCUACCCUGGUGCUCAGAGGCGCCACACAGAAUCACCUCGAAGACGUCGAGCGGGCAGUAGAUGACGGCGUCAACGUCUUCAAAGCCAUCACUCGGGAUCCGCGACUGGUACCUGGGGCCGGCGCGACGGAGAUGCAGCUGCAUGAGCGCAUAGCUGGGCUGGCAGACAAGACAUCCGGCAUCGCGCAGUAUGCCAUCCGAAAAUACGCUGAAGCUUUCGAAGUCAUUCCUCGUACUCUCGCCGAAUCAGCUGGCCUCGAUGCCACAGAAGUGCUCGCGAAGCUCUAUACCGCCCACGCAUCGCCCUCGUCCAAGCCAGCACCCAACGGCUCCGCCGCGAAGAAGUCCAACGACACCGAAGACGAUGAGGACAGCGACGAGGAGGUGCCGUGCUUAGGCGUCGAUAUCGAGAACGCAGACGGCACAGGCACGCUCGACGCAGAGGAGGACGGUAUCUUGGACCUGAUGAUCACAAAGGCGUAUGCGAUCAAGCUGGCGACGGAUGCCGCGCGGACGGUACUGAGCGUGGAUCAGAUUAUCGUGGCCAGGCAGGCUGGUGGACCGAAGCCGCCUGGACCUAAUCCGAACUGGGAUGACGAUGACUGA
Messenger RNA from Saxophila tyrrhenica, 1722 nucleotides. RefSeq names its product T-complex protein 1 subunit theta (gene CCT8). Gene Ontology annotation, cellular component: chaperonin-containing T-complex. The record is from RefSeq and is a predicted model, not a curated record. NCBI's taxonomy places the organism in Eukaryota, Fungi, Ascomycota, Dothideomycetes, Mycosphaerellales, Extremaceae. The coding region runs from base 1 to 1722 and encodes 573 amino acids. The transcript has 2 exons. Gene Ontology annotation, molecular function: ATP hydrolysis activity; ATP-dependent protein folding chaperone; ATP binding. Gene Ontology annotation, biological process: protein folding.